GCUCGAACUAACACCACGCGACAGGGAUUGACAAGAUGGCGAACAUUUUAGAAACAGAGGAGUAACACUCGUGAAGGGGAGCCUCGAAACCACAGCCAUGUCCUGGGAGGUUCCCGUUUCUCCGCUCACUGUGGUUACCAUGGUAAUAUGAGGCUAGUUUGAAAGCGACACACGCGCUCUCUGCCUCACACGCGAACCCACAGUCAGGCGUUGACUGUCGCAGGCGGAGUGCCCGGCCGGCCGGCAGGCCUGUGUGAUGGACAGGUGUAAACACGUGGGGCGGCUGCGCCUGGCCCCAGACCACUCCAUCCUCAACCCCCAGAAGUGGCACUGCGUGGACUGCAACACCACCGAGUCUAUUUGGGCCUGCCUGGGUUGUGCGCAUGUGGCAUGCGGCCGCUACAUUGAGGAGCAUGCUCUCCAGCACUUCCAGCAGCAGCGCCACCCGCUGGCGAUGGAGGUUAACGAGCUGUAUGUGUUUUGCUAUUUGUGCGACGACUAUGUGCUGAACGAUAACGCUACUGGGGAUCUGAAGCUACUCCGCAGCACCCUCAGUGCCAUCCAGAGCCAGCACUAUGAGGUCACAACACGCAGCGGGCGAACUCUGCGCUCGGCUAGCUUCGGAUCGGACGCGCUCAUACCAUGCGGCGCCAGCGAGCUGCAGCUGAGAGACGAGGACCGAAUGUUUACCGCCCUCUGGCAUCGCCGCCGGGCCCUCAUCGGACGCAUCUUCCGCCUCUGGUUUGGUUUAACCGAUUGUGGAAAGAGGAGAGAGGAAGAGGAGAGGAGGAGGGAGGAAGAGGAGGAGCAGAAGCGGGAGGCCAGGGACAGGCGGCGUGCUCUGAAGCGGCAGCUGCAGGAGGUACUGGAGAACGCUCCGAUCAGAAAGAGCCGACGUCUGCGUCGGAAGAGCCAGAGAGUCGUGGAUGCGACAACUGCGCCAGCUGUUCAGAAAGAUCGCAAGAAGAGAAAAAGUCGGAAGGCCUCGUCUCGAUCUCGCAGGUCACGUACUCGAAGUCCUUCCGCUGCUGCUCCUAAGAAAGCCGGUCGGACAAAAAAAUCCCCUCCUUGUCCCAAAUCCCACAGACGUUCUUCUAAGCCCAAAUCUAAGGCCAGAACUACGCCAUCCUCGUCCCGCAGCGCCCAGACGCCGGUCCGCCGCCGGCAGAGCAGCAAGCAGGAAGGCUCGCCUUUCAAACGGCGUCCCACCGUCACUCCUGGCGUGACGGGUCUGAGGAAUCUGGGGAACACCUGCUACAUGAACUCCAUCCUGCAGGUUUUAAGCCAUUUGCACGUUUUCAGGGAGUGCUUUCUCCGCCUCGACCUGACCCAGGCGCUGGAGCUGCUGGCGUCUGCCGUCCACGGCCAGCUGACGGUGAAAACCACAACCCAGUUCCCCCUGUCUCAGAGAAAGGGGCUCCAGUUGACGUCGGGGCUGAGCGGCGGGGCGUCGCGCGGCCGCAGCAUGGAGCUGAUCCAACCCAAAGAGCCCAGCUCCAAGCACAUCUCCCUCUGCCACGAGCUGCACACCCUGUUCCAGGUCAUGUGGUCCGGCAAGUGGGCGCUGGUCUCGCCUUUUGCCAUGCUGCACUCGGUGUGGCAGCUGAUCCCCGCAUUCAGGGGCUACGCCCAGCAGGACGCGCAGGAGUUCCUGUGUGAACUGCUGGACAAGGUGCAGCAGGAGCUGGAAAGCACCGGGAAGCGCACCAACACGGCCGGAGUGCCACAGAAACGCCUCAUCAAGCAGGUUCUGAGCGUCGUCAACACCAUCUUCCACGGCCAGCUUCUCAGCCAGGUGACGUGCCUGGCCUGCAGCCAUCGCUCCAACACUGUGGAGCCUUUCUGGGAUUUGUCUCUGGAGUUCCCCGAGCGUUACCAUAGCAACAGCAGGGAGUCGGCCACGCAGGCUCCGUGCCACCUGACCGAGAUGCUGGCCAAGUUUACAGAAACAGAAGCGCUGGAGGGAAACAUCUACGCUUGCGACCAGUGCAACGCAGCCCGACGACGCACAUGCUCCAAAACAGUCAUCUUGACCGAAGCAAAGAAACAGCUGAUGGUCUUUAAACUGCCUCAGGUCCUCAGGCUCCACCUCAAACGUUUCAGGUGGUCCGGGCGGAACCACCGGGAGAAGAUCGGAGUCCACGUCAGCUUCGACCAGCUCCUCAACAUGGAGCCCUACUGCAGCCCCAGCGCCGCAGGGUCUCCCCGCCCCAAGCACUUCCUCUACGAGCUCUCUGCUGUCGUGAUGCAUCAUGGGAAGGGAUUUGGGUCGGGCCACUACACUGCCUACUGCUACAACACAGAAGGAGGCUUCUGGGUUCACUGUAAUGACUCUAAGCUGAAUGUGUGCUCAGUGGAAGAGGUUUGUCGGGCUCAGGCCUACAUCCUCUUCUACACACAGCGAGUAACUCAGGACAAAGACCGGCCACUAUAGAAUCAGGACCUCUCGCCUGAACUUUGACCUUCACUGUAUCCCGGCCCAGCCUGUCGCUCCUUUUCCAGUAUUUCUUCUAAAACCUGGGAUCAUGGGACUUUUUUUGUGUCUAUUUUACUAAGUUUGGAAAAAUAAGAGGGACUCCUUCUGUAAAAAUCCGGUUCUGCUUUGUGAACUUGUUGUAAAUGGUGUUUAUAUGUGUAGGUAUUUUAAAAGAAAAUGCUGAUGUGAUUUAUGUAAAUUUGUAUUUUAUUAAGAAGAGAGUAUCAGCCAAGGUUUGUCUCCGGCAGGGAGAGUUCUCAUCUGCCCGCUUGUUGAUUGUAAAUGUUUGUUUAUCAGCUGAAAUGUUUCUCAGUCACUUUAGAUUGUUGAAGUGGAUGUAGGUUAACAUGUCAGUCACUCAAGAUGGCAUUCGGGUAAUUUUCCUGCCAGAAAUGCACUAGUUUAUACAGUUUUUAAUUUCUUUUUUUACACAAAUGACGGUUGUUUCAAAUAAUAUGUAAACAUACAGGACAGGAUGUUUAGGUUUGAAUAAAUAUUCAACAUGGUGGAAAAUUUUCCAAGGGAUGACCUUUAGCAUUGUGCUGCCACCUUUCUGCUCCAGAAUGUAACUGCUUUGAGAGAAACAUCCUCUACCAGACGAUAAUAGAAAAAGUGCCCUUUUGUCUCAAAGUAUUUUUAUAGGUCUAAUCAAUUCAGCAGCACUGCGAUCCAUAAAAACCAGCAUUUAGUCUAUGAAUGUAUUUUUAUACAAUCUUCAGAGGUUUUACAAACUCGACCAUCAAAGGUUAAAUUUUUAUACAAGUUGUUCAACACCAGCAUCUGAUUUUAUAAAGAUUUUACUGUCUGAAUCUGUUCAUUAGAGAAGAAUCACAGCACACUCGGUUUUCCUUUCACUGUUGAAUGGUUGGUUUUUGGCAUUUUGAUUACUACUUCACGGUGUGUUUGUGUGUGUGUAAAUUUUAUGGAAGUUAUGCUAUGCAAAUUGUUACCUCAAUUUUUAUUUCUAGAAAAAAUUACCUCAAUAAAUGAGAUUAUUUUUUCAUUUUUCUACAGA
Molecule: messenger RNA, 3491 nt
Organism: Gambusia affinis (western mosquitofish)
Lineage: Eukaryota; Metazoa; Chordata; Actinopteri; Cyprinodontiformes; Poeciliidae
Gene: usp44
Product: ubiquitin specific peptidase 44
Exons: 6
Coding region: 257-2434 (725 amino acids)
Biological process (GO): protein deubiquitination
Cellular component (GO): cytoplasm
Molecular function (GO): zinc ion binding; cysteine-type deubiquitinase activity
Source: RefSeq, a predicted model, not a curated record